Molecule: messenger RNA, 1692 nt
Organism: Diaporthe batatas
Lineage: Eukaryota; Fungi; Ascomycota; Sordariomycetes; Diaporthales; Diaporthaceae
Exons: 3
Coding region: 1-1692 (563 amino acids)
Molecular function (GO): zinc ion binding
Source: RefSeq, a predicted model, not a curated record
AUGUCGCCUGAGCCCAGCGAGCCAGUCGCCGACCUCCGUUCUCCCCCCGACCAGCCCAGCAUGUCCUCCGCCGACGGGACCGACGCUGCUCCCGCAGCAGCGCCAACCGCGCCGCAGCUUCAACGGGCCCAGACCGACUCCAGCUCUCGGAGCUGCUUUAUCUGCCUGCAAACGCCCGCCGAGACGCCGAAUGCCGCCUGGGUCAACGCAUGCCCGUGUUCACUGGAGGCGCACGAAGACUGUAUGCUGCGGUGGAUUUCGGAGCAUGAGCGUGAGAGCACCAAAGCGCUGCGCUGCCCUGCCUGUAAGGGAAAGAUUCAGACCACAGAGCCCAAGGACAGCUUCGUGGGUCUCCGAGACCGGUUACACAAGAUGUACAGUCGCAUUACCCCUGCGAUAUUGUUGGGCGUCGUCACAGGAUGCAGCAUGGCGUCAUCGAGCUAUUACGGCAUGUUAUCAAUGUGCGUCUUCGCUGGCCCCGGCCCGGCGAUGAGUUGGCUUGGUCUCGGACGCGCUUUGGCAGACCGAAGGAUAAACCCAGGCGUGCCGUGGUACAGGUGGAAAGCUGGGUGGGAGUUCUGCUUCAGGUUCUGGAUGCUGAACUUCAUCGCGCCCGCCUUGAUGAUUCAAAAAGCCCUACCGUCCCAGCUAGUGGACAUGCUGACCCUCCCGGCUUCUAUUCUCUAUGGCGUCUCGCUCGUCCUCCGCGAUGAAAUGCCUACCUGGCCCCCGUCGCCAGCCUGGGUCAUGACGAUGAUGCCAUGGGUUAGCUUCUCGUACAAUAGGAUUUAUUACGAUCUCCUCGGAGGAUACGAGCGUCGCCUCAACAAGGCUCUCCGGGGCCGUGGUCUCCCCAACGAGCAGCUCCCUGCCGCAGAAAAUGCUGACGGUGGCCAGCAAGCCAAUGCUGCUGUGGACAAUCCUGCCCCAGCUGAUGAGGAUGAUGAAGGCUACUUUGCCCAGGCAUUGAGGGUCGGUAAUGCCGUGCUCAAUCUGAUGGGCGACGAGAACAACCAAGAAGAGGUCGUGGCCGAGAUCGAGCUCCACAUCGGCCCUGAUCAAGACGAGGCCGCCGCAAUCCAGGAGCUGCAGGAUGAGCUGAAUGACCAGGGUGUCAUAGUGGUCGAAGAGCGGGUUGAUGACGGUGUUGGUGCUGGUGCUGGGGCGCAGGAAGCCGAGCAGCCGCAGGAGCAGAACGCGAGCCAAGGGGGGGAGCAAGAUGCCGCCGAACCACCACCGCCCAUCAGGAUCGAGCCUCAGGGUAAUGGCGAGCAGAACGCACCCCCAGAUAACGACAACCAGAACGUCAACAACAACAACAACAACAACAACAACCAAGCACAAGAGGAGAUGAUUCGGGAGCGGAAUGGCGGUCCCUCGACGACCCUGACCGAUCUCGUCAAUGGGGUCGUCACUGCCAUCACCUUUCCGCUCGUCUGCUGGGGCGCGGGCGAGAUCCUGCGCCACACUUUGCCCGACAACUGGAUCAUGCGAACCCACACCCGGGCCGCCACGGGGUUACUUCAGGAGCAAUGGGGGCGUAGCCUGGUCGGCGGGAUGGUCUUUAUCGUGGCGAGGGACGCGGUAAACCUGUACACAAAACAUCGGCGCGUUGAGGUAAGGAGGCACCGGAGGGUUCGGAAUGUUCCGCGACGGAAGCCAAAGCCGGCACAAACGCAACAGGGUGAUUAG